Molecule: messenger RNA, 2830 nt
Organism: Oryzias latipes (Japanese medaka)
Lineage: Eukaryota; Metazoa; Chordata; Actinopteri; Beloniformes; Adrianichthyidae
Source: RefSeq, a predicted model, not a curated record
AUGCGAGUGAAGAGGAUCUUUGCAACCAACAGAGGAGAGAAGCCUUUUAUGUGUAAAGAAUGUAAAAGAAGUUUUAGUUAUUUAUCUCGUCUGAAAACACACAUGAGAACUUGCACAGGAGAGAAGCCCUUUUUGUGUAAAGAAUGUAAAAAAAGAUUUAGUUAUUUGUCUGGUCUGAAAAGACACAUGAAAACUCACACAGGAGAGAAGCCUUUUUCUUGUAAAGAAUGUGAUAAAAGUUUUAGUUUUUUACCUGAUCUCAAAGCACACAUGAGAACUCACACAGGAGAGAAGCCUUUUUCUUGUAAAGAAUGUGAUAAAAGUUUUAGUUAUUUAUCUGCUCUCAAAACACACACAAGAAUUCACACAGGAGAGAAGCCUUUUCCUUGUACAAAAUGUAAAAAAACAUUUAAUCAAACAUCUAGUCUCAAAAGUCACAUGAGAACUCACACAAGCGAGAAGCCUUUUUCUUGUAAACACUGUGACAAAUGUUUCCGCUCUGUAUUUAGUGUCAAAACACACAUGAGAACUCAUACAGGAGAUAAACCUUUUUCUUGUAUGGAAUGUGGAAAAAGUUUUUGUUUUAAUUCUUUUCUAAAAACACACAUGAGAACUCACACAGGAGAGAAGCCUUUUUGUUGUAAAGAAUGUGAUAAAUGUUUUAGGCAUGUAUCUCAUCUCAAAGCUCACAUGAGAACUCAUACAGGAGAGAAGCCUUUUUCUUGUGAAGAAUGUGAUACCAGAUUUAGGUUUUUGUCUGGUCUCAAAUCACACACCAGAAAUUAUACAGGAGAAAAGAUUUUGUCUUGUAUAGAAUGUGAUAAAAGUUUUAGUUAUUCAACUUGUCUCAAAUCACACAUGAGAACUCACAGAGGAGACAGGCCUUUUUCUUGUAAAGAAUGUGAUAAAUGUUUUAGGCAUGUAUCUGAUCUCAAAGCUCACAUGAUAACUCAUACAGGAAAGAAGCUUUUUUCAUGUACAAAAUGUAAAAAAAAAAAAAAUCAAACAUCUCAUCUCAAAAUACACACAAGAACUCACACAAGAGAGAAACCCUUUUCUUGUCAAGAAUCUGAAAAAAACUUUUAGGCAUGUAUCUCAUCUCAAAACACACAUGAUAACUCACAUAAAAGAUACUUUUUUUGUUUAAAGAAUGUGAUACAGUAAUCCCCCCGUAUUCGCGGGGGGUGAGGAACGUAAAUAACGAAAAUCCGCGAAUAAUUGACGCUGUUUUAAAACUCCCAGAGCCAGAGCCUCUGCAGGGUCAGAACCUUUUUCUGCCGUUUGGGUUCAUUUCCAGAAGCUGGAGAUGAUGCAGGGCUUUAAUUGGCUUUUAUUAACCUUGUCAGAAUGGUUACAGCUCGAACAAAAAAAGCGCAGCCUGCUCAUACACUCAGCCGGAGGAGAACGUUCAGCCAACGCGCACCCAGGUAGGCCCCGCCCCCUCUAAUCCACCAGUUACCAGCACACCACUGAUUGACAUACGCUGUGGUCCAGCAACUGGCAGAAAGAGGGGGGCGCCGGCUGCCCGCAGCUCUGUCCAACUCUGGGUCGUUAUACUUUACAGUACAGUACAGAAUAAAUCGUUUUUAUAAAAUUCGCGGAAUGAGCGCUGUUCUGCGUCUCACGCUUGUGACGUCACGUUAUCUGCGGCCAUCCGCGAAUGGGCGGGGCGCGAAUAUUAAACCGCGAAAGGGUGGGGGAUUACUGUACAAGUUUUAGUACUGUACAUACAUAAUCUCAAAAGACACAAGAACUCACAGGAGAGAAUACUUUUUUGCAUAAAGAAAAUUUUAGUGAAAUAUCUUGUUUUAAAAAGCCCUUUUGUGAAAAGUAUGUGAUAACACUUUUUGUGUUGUUUUUGACCUCUAAACAUGAGAACUCAGAAGAGAACUACAGAAGAGAAACUGACCUGAGGUCAGCUAACAAAGCCGCCUGAUCUUUCAUUAAAUGUACACAGGCUGGUGGCCUCCAUAACACAUUGAUGCAGUUAUUCAGUAAAAAAGAAGCAUAAGUGAUUAUUGGAUUCAUGAAAGUGAACAGUUUUCUGAAAUCUAACGUGAGUCCUGAAAUGUUUUGUCUUUAUCUCAAAAAAUGGAUUGUGAAAAGAUUCUAAAUAUAAUGAGUUUCACUUUUUAACAUAUUUAACUUCAUGGAAUUUAUGCUUUUAUAUUUUCUUCUAAAUAGAGUGUUGUUUUCAAUUAUAAUGGUAUGUUUAGAUUUUUAAAGAAAUUUUGAUGAUGUUCAAUUUUUGUUGGUUGAUUUUUUUCUAGUAGUUUUUGUACUUUUAUGAUUUUGUUUAAAGUACUUGGGUUAACCAUUGCUGUUGUUUUUUUAUGUACAAGACACUGGUAGACGAAGUAAGCAUUGCUCCACGCCGUUGAAGCCUGAUCCACUGCUUCUGUGAAGUGUGUACCAUGGUCACCUACAAAAAGAAAGAAAUAUUCAAUCAGUUUUUAGUACUUCAUUCUUGUAAUUUUUUGGAUUUAGAUUGUGUUUUUCACAAAAAGCAGACUAUUUGUUACAUGAUGCAGCACGUUUUUACAGUAACUUAAUGCCCUGACGGAGCAAACACUGACUUAGACUGCAGCGGCAAAGGACAGCAAAAUGUGCUGUACUUCGGGAUAAGUUAAUUAAAGCAUCUGGGGGGUAUUCCAGGUAGCAUGUUUAAACUACCCUGAGUUUAAGCCGGAACUCUGGCUGAAAUCCGCCUGAACUUGCUUACUCUGGGUAUGUCGGUUCCAAAAGACCGGAUAUGAGUUGGCGUAAUUACGCUCGACUUGGUAACCCUGGGUUAAUGCACGUGCACAGCAGGUACAUAGAGACAUUCUCA